Molecule: messenger RNA, 691 nt
Organism: Scheffersomyces amazonensis
Lineage: Eukaryota; Fungi; Ascomycota; Pichiomycetes; Serinales; Debaryomycetaceae
Exons: 1
Coding region: 1-318 (105 amino acids)
Source: RefSeq, a predicted model, not a curated record
AUGUUUUAUAUUUUAUUUUUUUUACUUUUACUCUUACUUUUUCCCUUUCAUUUCUUUUCUUCGACAAAAUUGAUCACUCAUUUUCAGAUUUUUGUUGAUGAACGACAUUGGUCUAUUAGAUGUCGCUGCUCCCUCUUUAUUGCACCUAAAACAGGUAUCCAUUCCGAUUACUCCUCUGAUCCAAUAGAACUAAGUUUAUUACAUACAUUCUACCUAAAUAAUACUAAUACUAAUACUAAUACUUAUACUAUGAUAAUAAUAUUCACUAUACUAUACCAUAGUUUUACUCUCUUACUUGUCGUUAGUUCUCCACACUAAUCAGUUCUUAUCCAGGGCAGCCAAUAUAGCACAAGAUAAUUCAAAUAUUGUUUUGUGUAUAGUGUAAUUUGUGUAACCGUUCCAUCGAUUGGCUUCAUGUCGCAAAUAAAGUCGUUAGAUCACUUGGAUGUUUGGAUGUUUACGUUGUCAACUGAUGAGAAUCUUUUACAACUUUAUAGUUACAGUAGUGUCCUAUUACAAUUCUUAAUAGUUCUCUAUAAUCUACUAUUAGUACUAUCAUUAAAAUAGUUUGCAGCCCCAGAAAAUCUACAAUCGCCUUACACAUUAAGUCGUAUCACAUUUCAUAACGCUAUUCCUAUUCUAUAACGUAAAUUCUUACACUAGCUCAAAACACUAACUCUUACAUUAUCGC